Messenger RNA from Colletotrichum spaethianum, 1494 nucleotides. RefSeq lists its product as uncharacterized. The transcript is spliced from 2 exons. The record is from RefSeq and is a predicted model, not a curated record. NCBI's taxonomy places the organism in Eukaryota, Fungi, Ascomycota, Sordariomycetes, Glomerellales, Glomerellaceae. The coding region runs from base 1 to 1494 and encodes 497 amino acids.
AUGUCCUCCCUAGGACUUCCAGGCCCGUUGAAUACGCCGCCAGGCGACGCCGCCCUCCACAGAUCCUGGAACCGAUUCCUCGACAUCCACAACCUCCGCAUCAUCUUCCACACGUCACCGGCCCACAUCGACCAACAAUGCGCCAGCGUCCUCGUAGCCCUGCGAGUGCCCACCGACCGUCGCGCGGCCAUCGGGGAUUCCAUCCUGAGCAUCUGGGACAGGAUCGGCCUCGUCGUCGACUGCUUGCCGGCGGACGUGAACCCGCACUGGAGGGCCGAGGAGCAGCUCCUCAAACCCACGGCCCUGCGUCUCGCAUCCCGACGAGCACGUCUCGCGAUGGAGAAGGAGCAGCGCGAGAAAUGUUGGGACCCGAUGCCCCUCACUCUCGACAUGUCCGUUCCCUCAGAGCCCGAGACUUCGAAAGAGGAGGGGAACACGCUCAGGGUCGCAACCUCCCUCGUCAACACGGAAUACUUCCUCGGCCACGACCCACGCGACCCGAUCUUCUCCUACGAACAUUCGCCACUCUUCCAUCCCGCCGACGAAAGAAACUUCACUUACCGCGGUCGCGUCCCCCGCGACCCUAGAGAGGACCUGCUGCGCUUGCGGCUCAUCCUACCCAAGGUCCUGGCGCAGCUCGUCGUCAUCCUCGCAUUCUCCCCCGAGAAAGUUUCUGUUUUCCCCGUGGAGUGCAGUGAGCUGAUGGACGAGGUUGACGACCUUGAGGAUGAAGUCCUCUGGAGGAUCCAGUUAUACUGGAAGGCCAAGUUCGGCAGGAGGCCUACGGCGGGGACGGCAGCGUACGCGCACUUCCUCCGGAGCAGCGCGCUGGUGCGGGAGUUCGCCUGGCUGGUCCACCGCGCUUGCUUCGACCAAACCCAUCACCAGUCUCUCGAGGAAACGCGGCGAGCGCGCGGCCUGUGGAAAGUGCUCUUACCUGUCAUCAACGUCUUGACCUCAGAUAGGACCGCAGAUGGAUCGGCGUGCGAGGCGCUGCUGCACAUCGCGAAGCUGCAUGUCGAAGACGAGGGCCGUCAGGCGCGGGACGUGGUCUUCAAAGAAGAGCAGUAUAAUCGCGCACUGGUGUAUAGAGAAGGCGCCGUCAUCAACAAGUCAAUCCACGCCCUCUACGCAUCCUACACCGGCCGCUUCCACCCCACAGCCGGCGCCCUCUUCUACCCGACCGCCCACCCGCUCCUCCCCCGGGAUCCAGACCUCGAUCCCGACGACACAGACUCCAGCUCCGUCCCGAUCCCCGACGAGGUCCUAGCCGCGCACGACAACAUUCGAUCGCGAUUCGAGCUCCCACCCGAAGCCGAGACCGACUCCCCGACGCCAGAGCUCCGACCCAAGCCGGCCAUUGCUGCACCGAGGAAGAGAAAACUUGAAGAGAAAGAGAAGGACACCUCUUCCGCCGAGCAGGAGCCACCGCGCAAGAGCACAAGACGCCGACGCCCAAUCCUCGAAACGCACCACCGACCGAGCCUCCCCUAA